Pygocentrus nattereri (red-bellied piranha) is the source of this 2728-nucleotide messenger RNA. It is a transcript of the gene nxpe3, whose product is annotated as neurexophilin and PC-esterase domain family, member 3. NCBI's taxonomy places the organism in Eukaryota, Metazoa, Chordata, Actinopteri, Characiformes, Serrasalmidae. The record is from RefSeq and is a predicted model, not a curated record. Bases 447 to 2171 code for a protein of 574 amino acids. The transcript is spliced from 6 exons.
UUUGGAAGGCUGGGGGUCUGCUGCACGCAGCCUAUAGCGCUGUCUGCCCACCGUUACCCUCGUGGGGGCGCUGGUGCUGUGGGCGGCGUUAACGGGCAGGGAAGCGGAGCAGCAGCUCGAAUCAUUUCGGGUCAUUGUACGUCAGCGCAGCCAGCGUCUCACGCCCAGGCCUGCGGGCGUGCGGGGAUGCGGGGAUGUUGUUCUAAACCCGGAGACUUUCUGACCGCGUGCGGCUGGAGUUCAGUCUGUGGUUGGUAGUAAUUCUCGUCGUUUACCACAGCAGAGCAGAGCUGGACAGCACUGGCUGAGCAGUGAGACCACUCCGCGGCAUCUCUCCUCAGAGCACCAGCAUCGAGGAAGGUGGUGAAUCUUCUCUGUGGUUUUUGCUAAUGGCUUGGCAUUGUGUGCUGUGAUGCUGUGCUGGAGGAUGGCACAGAGAGCCAGCCAUGGAGGGACGCAUGCCCAGAUUUGCCCCCUUCCUAAUUCUGUUGGCAUUGUCAGGAUUUGUACUGCUCAUACGCAACAUCACCUCAAUGGAAAAGCUGAACUGUCAGACAAUGUCUGCAUUCUACCAAAUCCAGAGCAGCAUCCACUCAGCCUUUAAAACACCUGAGGCCUUGCUGUCGGUGGAGCUCAACCACACAUACUGUGCCCACCUGGGCCAGGAGCCCACUGCAGAGGAGGCCAGAGAAGAGAGUGAUCUCCUCAAUUCCAUUUCCUGGCCUGGACCCCUGGUGCCAGGACUCCCUCUGCGGCUCAGCAGUGACCCUGCCCAAAGCUACUUUGUGAUCAGGGGGCCAGCAGAGCAGCAGGAAGGUGGUCAGUUGUUGGUGGACAUCUACAUGCUGAAUUUCAUGGGGCAGCCCAAGAAGCAUGGGGGAGACUUCCUGGUGGCUCGUCUACAUUCACCAGAUCUGGGGGCGGGUGUGGUGGGCCAGGUGCAUGACCACCGGAAUGGUAGCUACACAGUGCUGUUCCCAUUGCUGUGGGCAGGAGUGGUGCAGGUGGACCUCACUAUGGUGCACCCCAGCGAGGCAGUGGUGGUACUGAAGAGGCUGAGGGAGGAGCAGCCAGACCGGGUAUUCUUCAAGAGUGUUUUCCGUUCUGGCUUCCUCUCUGAGACCACUGUGUGCAACCUGUGCCUGCCCCACAAGGAGCAACCUCUCUGCAACUUCACUGACUUGCAAACUGGAGAGCCCUGGUACUGUUACAAGCCCAAAAUGUUAGGCUGCGACACUCGAAUCAAUCAUUCAAAAGGAGGCUAUAAGAAAAACCUCCUUACAAAAACUGAAGCUCAGUUCUUCCAAAGUGGUGUAAAUAUCAAGGUUCCUAUACAUUCCUCAGGGAUGGACAAUGUGACUGUAUUGCCUGCAGAAAAGGGUGAAACCAAAAUGAAAAGCAAUAAAUUCACCCCUGCGGGAUACUACUAUCAUCAUUCUUGGAGGCCUUUGAGUGGAACAGUGAUGCGACAGUUUAAUGACUCAUCAGCCAUAACACAGUGUCUUAAAGGGAAGAUUAUAUACAUGUUUGGAGACUCCACUGUGCGGCAAUGGUUUGAGUACCUCAAUGCCUUUGUUCCUGAAUUGAAGGAGGUCAACCUUCACAGUCCUAAGAACGUGGGGCCUUACAUGGCAGUGGACAGUGGGCACAGCAUACUGCUGAGCUACCGCUGCCACGGGCCACCCAUCCGCUUCACCUCCGUGUCCUCCCCGGAGAUGCACUAUGUAGCUAACGAGCUGGACAGGAUACGGGGUGGCUCAGACACAGUGGUGCUUGUGGGCAUCUGGUCUCACUUCAGCACCUUCCCUGUGGAGGUGUACAUCCGGCGUCUCCGACACAUCCGCAGGGCUGUGGUGCGGCUCCUGGACCGCGAGCCAGCCACUCUGGUGGUGAUCCGCACAGCCAACCUCCAAAAGCUGGACCCUGAGUCCAGCCUGUUCAACAGCGACUGGUUCUCUCAGCAGCAGGACGUGGUGCUGCGCGCCAUGUUCCGAGGGGUCAAUGUCCAGAUGCUGGAUGCCUGGGAGAUGACACUCGCCCACCAUCACCCCCAUCUUCUGCAUCCACCCCCUACCAUCAUCAAAAACAUGGUGGACUUAAUCUUGUCCCACAUCUGUCCAGUCAGGGAAAAAAGAGAGGCACCUAGUAAAAGACUGAAACAUGAUCCAUGAAUAUGGGGCGAGUCUGAAACAGACCUGGCUGUUUCAUAAUUGUGACAAAAAUUCUGCUUUGUGCCAAGAGAAUAUAAAUUUUUCAGCAAGCAAAGAAUGAGCAUGCUCAAAUUUUCAUCUAAUUCUGAAAAUAAACACUUAUACUUACAAAGUAAUUAACCACAAUUUAAAGGAUGACGAUUACUAAUGAAGACACUUUCAGUGAUGGCCAUUCAGUUUUUUCAGCGGUGAUAAGCUGGAUAGGUCUAAUUCAUCAGCACUUUUAUUCUCCAAGCACAAAUAACCAUUAUGGAGGCCAAGAGUGUUAGAGAUUUAUGUAUAGGAGGGUAAGUCUUUACCAAAGGGAUCUUGGGACAUGCUCCCCCAGCAGGAUGUUUUUCAUGAUUUCUUCAUAAUGUAUUAAUCGCAGAUCUUUUACGACUUAAACACCACAUCUGUCCACAAACACAGAUCAACCCAGUAUUUAAAAGGUAUUAAAAUCAAACAAUGCUGUCUCCUCUGUCUUGGAAAAGCUGCAGGCUCUACACAUGUUAUUCAAAUACACAGAUUUCAGAUUG